GAACCGUUACUGAGCUGCGUGGUCACUGCACGCGAGAAACGGCGUUCUCGUCGUCCCAACGUGUAGCCAAGAUGGCGAUGCGUCGCAGGGCCGUAACUAUUUAGGCAAAGGAAAAGGGAGAGCCUGAAAAUCUUCGAUUAUUAGGAGAUGGACCAUAAUAAAAAAGAACAGAAUAGACCAAGGAUACACUUUCAACACACACAUGCACGUUUCAUGGAACGCAGGAGCCCCGCAGGUCUUUCAGGUACAAAGGAAUAGUCGUUGACCAGCAAACAUAAGCAAGGCCCACAUAUCUGCUCAUAAGAUCCAAACGAACGUUAAGAGAAAGUUCAGUUCAAAUGCACACGCCGGACGCUGCACAUGUCUGUAUACAAAGUACGAUCAAAGUACUGGAAAUAUUGUCCGAUAUAACAAUACUUUAAUUUUUACGGAAUCUAAGAGACUGAUUUGCUGACCUAUUAUAUCAACAAUAUGAAUACAAUAAAACCGAUACUAUACAGAGUCGAGACGUACAUCGUGCCCGAGGUGAACAAGAAACAAGAGGUCUCGCUACAAGCUGCUAUCAAUGAAAUCGACGAUCUCAAAAUCGUAAAUCAAUUAAAUGCCCAAGAAGAUGAAGACGUAUUGAAGAAUAAUAUUCAAAGAAGAAAAAAUACAUCGACCGCUUCCAAUAAUAAAUGCAUGGAAUCCAAAAGACAUUCUAUAGAUAGCAAUCAAUUAAUUAAAAAAAAAAUAAUAAAGGAUAUCACUAACAAGAAUGAGUCUCUGUCUAACAGGCAAUUCGAUAACAAUAAUAUUAAAUAUAAUGAUAAAGAUUUUGACGAACAUCUAUAUGUACAAAGUGAAUUUAAAUCAUCUACUGAAUCACAGGAAGCAUUCUAUCCUGUAAGACAAUUUAAGAAGUUUAACAAUUUGGUAUCGAUCGACGAGAAAAGUGAAAAUUUCUUGGAGUUCAAAGUGACCGAUUUUUGCCAUCACGGUUUCAAGAAUGAUUGCACUGCGACAAUUUCAUCACCUCAGCAAAUUAACGAUGAGAUUUUCAAAAAGAAUUGGUUGCACAAAAUGGAGAUCUUGCAACAACGCGAUAUUGCCUUGAGGGAGAAGGAGAUGGAUCUGCAGAAAAAAGAGAGGGAAUUAUUCAGGAGAGAAAAAGAACUCAGAAUCGCAGAAAGAGCUCUCAAUGAUAAAUUAAAGCUAGUAGAUCAGCAAUUAAAACACCAAAAAGAUAUACACCUCGUGGAGAAGAGACUGGGGGAAGCAGCACAAAUUUUAUCCCACGAAGUCAAAGAACCCGAUAUCAAAACAGAAAAGUUAAAAGAUUGUCCUCUGGAGAGAACUUCAACACCUCAACGAUCGACUUUGGCUUCUGAAAAAAUCAUUAAUCCAUGUGAGAAAAAUGAAGAAUCCGAUAAAAAAAUUAAAUAUCCAACGCAUUCGAAGAAUUGCCCAUCGAAACAAUUCUCUUCGUCAAACACAAUUUCCGGAACUCGUUCAUACGCUAGUUUAAAGUACAAAGAACAGCUUCCUGGCAAUAAAAUACGCUAUGAUGAUCUAAACUCAACGUUGUCAGCUGACAAUGGAGACUCGACCUUCGUGCAGACAUCGGAGCGGUUUAAUCCGCUACUUUAUAAGAAGCCGUUCGCGUUUACGAGAUCGGCGAGCGAGCGAUGGAUCAAGAAAACGGGCAACGCGAUUGUUACGAAACCGUUAGAAAUAGUCAACGUCAAAGAGGAAUCUGAGCCUGUUAUUGAGGAAAAUAAGAUUUUCCGAAAACUUAGCGAGAACAUAUGCGCCUCGCAAGACAAGAAUACCAGAUUCCAAAAUUACGGACUUGUGGAUUGUAAGCUGGACGACAUUCAGCAAAACAACACGAAGCAUAAUCCUGGCAAUGAAAAGAAAUUGUUUUCGUACCUCGAUCUAGCAACCGGUGACAAAUACAACCGUCAGAAGCGUUCCAAGGACAGGCCGAUCUCUUGGAACGAAGAGAUGAAUGAAUGGCUGCAAAAGAAACGUCAGGCGUAUAAUUUAGCGAUUAAAAACUCGGCUGAGAAUAAGGAAAACGUCAAGUGCAAUAUCGUCGAGGAAAAAGGCGGAAAGAGUACAAAGAAGGAUGUGAAGAAUAAAUUAUUCACUAUAUUUCGAUAACACGCUUACGGUACUAUCAUUAAUAUAGUAGCGCAUAAAAUUAGGGUUCAUUUAAUCUAGAACCAGUCAAGAAGUCUAGUUCUCUGUUAUUCAUUUUAAAAUCAACAAAGAUCUCUAGAAAUUUGUAUAUAGAAUCCUAAUUUAAUAUUUAUAAUGUAAUUAAAUGUAUAUAGUUAGUCAUAAGUUUGACAUAUAUAUCAAAUUUUUAUUAAAGUAAUGCUGUAUUUGCAAUUAAUUUACUACACAACCACAUGCAUGAUAAUCGUCAAGCAUCAGCUAUUGUAAUAUUUUUUAUACUUUUAUCUAAUAAUAUCUAUACACUGUUAUCAAUAAAGAAAGAAAAAUUAAAUAAACAUUAGUAACUA
Molecule: messenger RNA, 2510 nt
Organism: Cataglyphis hispanica
Lineage: Eukaryota; Metazoa; Arthropoda; Insecta; Hymenoptera; Formicidae
Product: DNA ligase 1-like
Exons: 4
Coding region: 472-2145 (557 amino acids)
Source: RefSeq, a predicted model, not a curated record